This is a messenger RNA of Saccharomyces mikatae IFO 1815, 2793 nucleotides long. It is a transcript of the gene STE13, whose product is annotated as Ste13p. Lineage: Eukaryota; Fungi; Ascomycota; Saccharomycetes; Saccharomycetales; Saccharomycetaceae. Gene Ontology annotation, biological process: proteolysis. The transcript has a single exon. The record is from RefSeq and is a predicted model, not a curated record. Bases 1 to 2793 code for a protein of 930 amino acids. Gene Ontology annotation, molecular function: serine-type peptidase activity; dipeptidyl-peptidase activity.
AUGUCUUCUUCCACUCAUUCUCAUAAAAGGAAGAAUAGUCAUUUAUUCCCGCAUAGGAAAAGUUCAAACUCUUCCAUGGAUAGACCAUUCUUCCCUGAUGGUAAUAUUUCGUCUAAUACGGAUUCUCAAGUUGAUGAGAGUACAAAUACAUUUGACGGGAAUAGAGCGACAGACGCUACAAUAGAUGUUACCGAUGGUCAAACCCCCUUUAUUCAAGAUCGCUCCUCAAUGCAUCCCAGACGAGAGAGUUUCGAGUUUAAUGAUAUUGAAAAUCAGCGUUCCGUACAUUCGUUUUUUAGUGUGAAUACGUUCAAUCGUCGUUGGGGGGAGUGGUCUCUGCUAGAGAAGAGAUCUUUUACUUUAGUCUUUACUUUGAUAGCACUAUUAGUUUUAUUUUUAAUUGUUAUACUAAUACCAACGAAAUUUCUUCCUACUAAAACCACGCCCACGAAAAUAUCUCCGGCAGAUUCUAGAAUAGGUAAAAGAACUUUCUCUAUCGAAAACGUUCUGAAUGGAGAUUUUGCCAUUCCUGAGGAUACUUUUCACUUUAUCGAUCCACCACAUAGAUUAUUAAGUCAUGACUUAGAUCCUGGGCUCUUCUUCACCACAAAAGAAAUUGAUGGACAGACACAUUUUGUUGCGAAACAAUUAUUUGAUAAAUCAUUUGAAAUCAAUCUUGGUAGGAAUAGGUUUGAAUUCGAAGGAGUAGAAUAUACGGUCAGUAGCGUCCAAAUCAGCUAUUCAUUGGAUAAGAUUAUAUUCGGAACAGACUUAGAACCCGACUUUAGACAUUCCUCCAAAGGUUAUUAUUGGAUCAAAGAUUUAAAUAGUGGGUUCAUUCAGCCAAUAUCCCCCCCUGAAAGGUCGGCUGAUAACCAUGAACUUGGGCUGUGGAAACUAUCCUAUGCUCAUUUCUCACCUGCCUACAAUUAUAUUUAUUUCGUAUACGAGAACAAUCUGUAUCUACAACAAGUAGGUGCCACAGUUGCCAGGCAGAUAACUGAAGAUGGCUCAAAGGAUAUAUUAAACGCCAAGCCAGAUUGGAUAUACGAAGAAGAGGUUCUUUCCUCUGAUCAGGCCAUAUGGUGGGCACCGGAUGAUUCAAAAGCUGUGUUUGCUAGAUUUAAUGACACCAAUGUUGAUGAAAUCCAAUUAGACAGUUACACAGACAUGAGAAACCCAUAUGUCUCUAAAACUAUCAUCAAAUACCCGAAACCAGGAUUCAAAAAUCCGAAAUUCGAUCUAUUUCUUGUUGACUUACAGAACGGCGUAAUUUCUUCAAUCAACACAGGUGGUCAGGAGGAUUCAAUUUUGUAUAAUGGAAAAUGGAUUAGUCCAGAUGCAUUUAGAUUUGAGAUCACCGAUAGAAACUCCAAGAUAUUAAACGUCAAAGUAUAUGACGUACAAUCUUAUCAGCUACUUACCGUAAGAACUACGGAUUCAAAUCUGUUUAAUGGAUGGAUUGAAAAGACAAAGGAUGUUGUAAGUAUUCCACCAAAGCCGGAGUCGAAAAGGAUGGAUUAUGGAUACAUCGAUAUUCAUACAGACAAUAAAGGAUUCAAUCAUCUCUUUUAUUAUCCCACCAUCUUUACUAAGGAUGGUAUUCAGUUAACAAAAGGAAACUGGGAAAUUACUGGGAAUGGAGUACUCGGUUACGAAUAUGAGACAGAUACUGUAUUUUUUACUGCUAAUGAGAUUGGUGUCAUGUCGCAACACCUUUAUAGUACUAGUCUCGCAGAUCCCACAACUUCGAGCGCACUUCAAGUUUUACAAAAACCAUCAGAAAAGAAUGAUUUCUAUGAAUUCGAGUUAAGUUCUAGCGCGAGAUACGCUGUUUCGAAGAAGUUGGGGCCUGAUACACCUAAGAAAGUAGCUGGUCCGCUCACAGAAGUUUUAAAUAUUGCCGAAAUUGACAAUGAUUCCGUUCUGCAACUGACAAGGGAUGAAAAGUUUAAGGAAAAAUUAAAAAACUACGAUAUACCUACCACAAGCUACCAGUCCAUGGUAUUAAAUGAUGGUAUUGAAAUAAACUACAUUGAAAUCAAACCAGCAAACAUAAAUCCUAAAAAAAAGUAUCCCAUACUAGUUAACGUUUAUGGUGGUCCAGGAUCCCAAACAUUUACAACGAAGUCGUCGCUUGCAUUUGAACAGGCCGUUGUAUCAGGAUUAGAUGCAAUUGUUUUACAAAUAGAACCCAGAGGAACUGGGGGCAAAGGUUGGAGUUUUAGAUCAUGGGCCCGCAAAAGAUUAGGAUAUUGGGAACCUAGGGAUAUCAUCGAAGUUACCAAAAAAUUCAUACAAAGGAAUAAUCCACAUAUAGAUGAAAGUAAAGUCGCCAUUUGGGGUUGGUCGUAUGGCGGUUUUACCAGUUUGAAAACUGUGGAAUUGGACAAUGGAGAGACGUUUGAAUACGCCAUGGCUGUUGCGCCGGUAAUAAACUGGACAUUAUAUGAUUCAAUUUACACGGAAAGGUAUAUGAACCAACCAUCAGAGAAUCAGGAAGGCUAUUUCGAUGUGUCCACUAUCAAGAAUUUCAAAUCUUUUGAAUCCCUAAAGCGGCUCUUCAUUAUUCACGGCACUUCUGAUGAUAAUGUACAUGUACAAAAUACCUUUAGAUUAGUUGAUCAACUGAAUUUAUUGGGAUUGACCAAUUAUGACAUGCAUAUUUUUCCAGAUUCGGAUCAUUCCAUCAGAUAUCAUAAUGCUCAAAGAAUUGUAUUCCAAAAACUAUAUUACUGGCUAAAAGAUGCCUUUGAUGGACGCUUUGACAAUAAAAAACUUCUGAGUCUGUGA